Messenger RNA from Cyprinodon variegatus (sheepshead minnow), 2743 nucleotides. It is a transcript of the gene acvr2aa, whose product is annotated as activin receptor type-2A-like. The transcript has 11 exons. The record is from RefSeq and is a predicted model, not a curated record. NCBI's taxonomy places the organism in Eukaryota, Metazoa, Chordata, Actinopteri, Cyprinodontiformes, Cyprinodontidae. Gene Ontology annotation, biological process: protein phosphorylation; activin receptor signaling pathway; cellular response to growth factor stimulus. Gene Ontology annotation, molecular function: activin binding; ATP binding; activin receptor activity. Gene Ontology annotation, cellular component: plasma membrane; activin receptor complex. Bases 660 to 2210 code for a protein of 516 amino acids.
GAAGCUUAAAAACAGAUUAAUCUCUGCACAGCAGCCAUGUUUGUGCUAUGUUGGUUGGAGUAGGAGAACCGAACCGAGCCACAGCUGAACCUGGACGCCUACCCGUCCCAAGCUCUGGACCAGAACCUCGGAGUCCUGGUCGCCGUUUCAGUUUAAGAAGAAGGAAGGAUUGGUUCUCCUGUUUCAGUCCGCGAGGCUAAGCUAGUAGCUAACAUCGGCUCUGGUAGGCGAAGUUAUUAACGCCAGACCGUCAGAAUGAAACGAGAUAAUUAAAAAAAGAAUCGAAUUUUGGUUCGGUUCUCUUUUUAAACGGAACCGGCGAGGUAGGAGGGUUUCAGAACCCGAACCUACCACGAUACCGACGGAGCAAAUCUCAGCCAGGUCCCUUCUUUGGAGCUCUGUUUGGAUCCAGAUACCCUGAACAGAACCGACUUCUGCUGCCCACAGCGGGGCCAUGAUUACCGAACUCUGGGAAUCAGUGUUCAGGACAGUUCUGCAGGUCCAACAGGGGGUUCUCUCUCCAUCCACAGAGACUUUGCUCGAUGUGUUCCGGUAAACGGAGAUACACCUAAUCAGCUGUUUGGAUCAGAUCGUGGUUCCGUCCAUCAGGACCGGUUUAAAAGUUACCCGGAUAUCAAGUAUUACCGAUUGGACGCAGGAUGGGACCAAAAGCCAGACCGGUUCUGAUUAUUCUCCUUCUCCUCUGCUGCUGCUCAGAUUCAAUCCUGGGUCUCUCAGAAAUUCGCCAAUGUAUCGACUACAUCCACAAGCCCUCCUCGUCUCCUGUGUCGGAUCCAGAGAGUCCAGGGGACGGUGGCAGAGUCAAUAACUGCUCUGUGGAGGCGGAUAAACGGGUAUAUUGCUUCUCCACAUGGAAGAACAUCUCCGGACAGGUUAAAGUGAUCCAACAGGGCUGCUGGCUGAAUGACCUCAGCUGUUACAACAGGAGUGAGUGUGUGGAGAUGGACGAAGCUCCUGAAGUCUUCUUCUGCUGCUGUGACAUCAGUUUGUGUAACACCAGGUUCUUCCACCGACCCAGCAUCAGGGAGCCGCCAACAACACCAACCAGUGCCCCUCCGAAGCUACGAGUGGAGCCUGUCAUCUUUUCCAUGGUGUCCAGCCUGGCUGUCAGUGGCGCCGUCCUGCUUUCCUUUUUGGUCUACAGGCGCCACAGACGGCCCUACCCGCCUGUCCUGCUGCCCACACAGGACCCUGGUCCGAUGCCCCCCUCCCCCGUCUUGGGUCAGAGGCCUGUGCAGCUUCUGGAGGUCAAAGCCAGGGGGCGCUUUGGCUGCGUGUGGAAGGCUCAGCUCCUCAGUGAACAUGUUGCUGUUAAGAUCUUCCCCAUCCAGGAACGUCAAUCAUGGCAGGCAGAGUACGAGAUUUACAGCUUGAGUGGAAUGAAGCAUGAAAACCUGCUGCAGUUCAUCGGAGCAGAGAAGAGAGGCUGCAACACAGAGCUGGAGCUGUGGCUCAUUACUGCCUAUCAUGAGAAGGGUUCAGUGUGUGACUACCUGAAAGCCAACGUCCUCUCCUGGUCUGAGCUUUGUCUCAUCGCUCAGACAAUGUCUCAAGGUCUGUCCUAUCUACACAAGGACAUACCUGGGCACAAACCUUCCAUUGCUCACAGGGAUUUUAAAACCAAGAACAUUCUCCUAAAGUCGGACAUGACGGCUUGCAUCGCCGACUUUGGACUCGCUCUGAGAUUUGAGGCCGGGAAAACUUUAGCUGCAGCCCACAGACACGUGGGUACCCGGCGCUACAUGGCCCCAGAGGUCUUAGAAGGAGCCAUCAAUUUCCAGAGAGACGUCUUUUUGAGGAUAGACAUGUACGCUGUGGGCCUGGUGCUGUGGGAGCUCGCCUCACGCUGCAAAGCUGCUGACGGUCCUGUGGAUGAGUACAUGCUGCCUUAUGAGGAGGAGGUGGGCCAGCACCCAUCUUUGGAGGACAUGCAGGAGGUGGUGGUCUUUAAGAGGCUAAGGCCCACCCUAAGGGAUUGUUGGCAGAAACAUGCGGGCAUGGCUCUGCUCUGUGAGACCAUAGAAGAGCUCUGGGAUCACGAGGCCGAUGCCCGGCUGUCGGCCGGCUGUGUGGAAGAACGUGUGGCGCAGAUGCAGCGGCUAACCAACAUCACUGCCUCUAAGGACCUUGUCACGGUUGUCACCAUGGUAACCAACGUGGACUACCCUCCCAAAGAAUCCGGCCUCUGAGGACCAUGGAGGAUAGCUCUAACCUGUGACAUCACUCUGGCACUACAGAAUAAAAGACUUUCGGGUGAUGCUGAUGGUGGGUUGGUCUGAUAUAGGGGCUCCUGUUUGCCUAAGUGAAGCAUCUCCUGAUCCGAGGACAUCAGAUUACUGGUCUUGGUAACACUAACUUGUGGAAGUAGAGAAAAUGUUCCUUACACUGCUGUGUCUAGGGCAACCGUUUGCCACACCGCCCUGAACAAGACCGUCUCUGCACAGAGUCGCUGCUGAGGACAAGUUGUCUAAUCUACAGGAACUGGAGGAACCCAAACUGUGGGACUUUUUUAUUUUUUCCUAAACAUCUGCUGCUCAGUUAAAGAAUUGUCCCUGACAGGAUUAGCAUCUCAGGACGUCUUCAGAUGUUUUAGAGGGUAAAUUAUUUAUCGACGAUCUGAGAAAAUAAUCAGUAUCUGGUCUACAAAAGAUGACCUUAUUUUAUAGUUUUAAUACAAUCCAUUAAGUCUGUGACAAAACAAUCGAUGUGUUUCCAGUGUUUA